UAGUGGACUAAGAGAGUUGAUAAAGUAGAAUUUUUAGUUUGUAUUUUAUAAUUUUAUAGACAAACGUUUGCACAACGUGUCUAACACUGAGAAUUGUUGUGAAUUUUGUUUUUAUAAUUUUUUAAUUGAGUUUUAAUUGUUGGGGAAUUAAUAAUUGGAAUUUGAAAUGGAAGCGUCAAGCAAAACUGAUUCCACAGCUCCUCCUGCUAAGCAAGUUAUGGUUUAUGUUUGCGGAGAAUGUCAUCAUGAUAAUGAACUCCGCCAAAAAGAUUCAAUCAGGUGCAGAGAAUGCGGUUACAGGAUCAUGUACAAAAAACGUACCAAGCGUCUUGUUGUAUUCGACGCCCGCUGAGUUUUGGAGCCUUCAAUAUCCUUGUAUAAUAUUUCUACGGCUACAAUUAUAAGUUAUUACAAUAAAUAUGUUAUAAGAUAUUUCAAUAAAUAAGCUGAAUAUAA
Messenger RNA from Cotesia glomerata, 456 nucleotides. It is a transcript of the gene Rpb12, whose product is annotated as DNA-directed RNA polymerases I, II, and III subunit RPABC4. Gene Ontology annotation, biological process: DNA-templated transcription. Gene Ontology annotation, molecular function: DNA binding; DNA-directed RNA polymerase activity; zinc ion binding. NCBI's taxonomy places the organism in Eukaryota, Metazoa, Arthropoda, Insecta, Hymenoptera, Braconidae. Bases 167 to 352 code for a protein of 61 amino acids. The transcript has 3 exons. Gene Ontology annotation, cellular component: RNA polymerase II, core complex; RNA polymerase I complex; RNA polymerase III complex. The record is from RefSeq and is a predicted model, not a curated record.